AUGGCUUUCAACCAGCUGUCACGAUAUGCACCAAUGUUAGUGGAUACUUAUGAGAAGCGCGCAGAGAAAUUCAGGAACGGACUGCGCCACGAGAUAUCGAUCUCCCUAGCAAGUCAGGGAGGUCUCACUUAUGCACAAACUCUGAGCAGGGCUCUCACCAUUGAGUCAUUGCUACCAAGGGAGAAAGGAAAGGCUCCUGGACAGUCUGGAUUCGUGCCACCUCAAGAUGGUGGCAAAGGAAAAAGAAAGUGGAACGAGGGAACUGGAGGAAACCCUGGGAAUGGAAUUGGGAAGAAACCAUGGGUUGCUAACCAAAAUCAGAAUCAACGUCAGAACCAACAGUCGCAAGCAAUGGGACGACCCCUAUGCCCAAGUUGUGGGGAAACUGGGCACUAUACUUCAGCAUGUCCAAAGAAGAACGGAGGAGCACCUCAACAGCGAAACCCCGGGAAUCAGCAGCAACAGAACCAGGGUCGUGGAGGACAUCGGGGACCGCCUCAAAAUGCUAGGGCAUAUGCCCUUAACCAAAACCAAGCAGCAGGAAACCAAGGAAACUUGGCAGGUAUGAUUAAUGUCUUUGACGUGCCGAUAAUAGCUUUGUUUGAUACUGGAGCGUCCCACUCUUUCAUUUCACAUGCUGCUUGUAAGAGAUUAGAACUGACUCCACAAUUGGCUGAGACAACUUUAGAGGUUAGCACCCCUGGUGGUGGAAGAUUGGCUGCUAAGGACGUUAUCUCGAACUUAGAGCUGAACAUAGGUGCUGAAACGUUUAAGGGAUGGACUGGCUUACUCAAGUCGGUGCCACGAUACUGUGCAACGAGAGAAAGAUCUCUUUCAAAUCCGCUGGAAAUGAGAAGGCAAGUUUUCAUGGAAUAA
Messenger RNA from Salvia miltiorrhiza (redroot sage), 876 nucleotides. RefSeq lists its product as uncharacterized. Bases 1 to 876 code for a protein of 291 amino acids. Gene Ontology annotation, molecular function: zinc ion binding; nucleic acid binding. The record is from RefSeq and is a predicted model, not a curated record. The transcript is spliced from 3 exons. Lineage: Eukaryota; Viridiplantae; Streptophyta; Magnoliopsida; Lamiales; Lamiaceae.